This is a messenger RNA of Naegleria lovaniensis, 1665 nucleotides long. RefSeq lists its product as uncharacterized. The transcript has 2 exons. Lineage: Eukaryota; Heterolobosea; Eutetramitea; Acrasida; Naegleriidae. The coding region runs from base 1 to 1665 and encodes 554 amino acids. The record is from RefSeq and is a predicted model, not a curated record.
AUGUCGAAACAAGAGCAUGUUCAGUUUCAUGCCGACCCGAACACUAUUGCACCUCCAUCUACACGAAACAACACUCAAAAAUUGAUUGCAACAACAAGGAUGAGAAAUGAUGACAUGGUGAGGAUGGUCAUUGUUGAUUUUUCAAAUUCGGCUUUUCACGAUGAUGAAAAUUAUGAUCAACAACACACCCAAAAUUUGGAAAAUUUAUUGAAAAAGAAAUUUACAUUGCAACAAGCCGGAAAGAAGAAAUGGUUAUUGAAUCGAGAAUUGAAAUAUGAGAAUUUCUUUCCAGUCGAAUUUAUGAAUGAUCAAGAAUUUGUGUUGAAUCACAUCGAAAAGUUUGGUUAUGGAUUAGGCUAUACAUCACCACAUCUAACCGAAGACAGAGAUUUUAUGUUGAAAGCAGUUCAACUCAAUGGAGGGUAUGCAUUGGGAUAUGCAAGUGAAAGCAUUAGAAAUGAUAAACAAGUAGUAUUGAAAGCCAUCAACCAAACGAAUGGAAAUGCUCUACGGGGUGUACACAGCGCAGUCUUGCAGCGAGAAGUAGCGUUAGCUGCUGUACAACAAAAUGGAGAAGCAUUGCAAUUUGUUCAGUCAACAGAUUGGAUUUAUGACAAGGUAAUAAUUUUUGAAGCAAUCAAACAAAACAAAAAGGCACUUCGAUGGGUACCUGCAGGUUUUCUACAAGACCCCGAUUUUAUGUUAAAAGCUCUCAAAAUAAUAUUUCCUGAAUUUGGGGCUUUGGAGUCUUUUGACUAUGCCAACAAAGCAAUCAUGAUCAAAGUUGUGCAAGAAUUUGGAUUGUUGUUGGAAUUUGCGUCCAAUGACUUGAAGCAUGAUAGAGAUAUUAUUCUGAAUGCUGUUAGAAAUGAUGGUGACGCAUUGAAACUUGCUACUUGGUGGAGUCAUGACAAAGAAAUUGCAUUGAUCGCCGUUAAAAACAAUGGUUACGCAUUGGAGCAUGUCUCUAACGAUCUGAGACGAGACAGAAACGUUGUAUUGGAGGCGGUAAAGCAAAAUGGAAAUGCUCUUCAAUUUGCAUCAAAUGAUUUAAGGAACGACUAUGAGAUUGCACUAGCAUCUGUUAGACAAGAUAGUUGUGCUCUGGCUUACGUAGGUGAGAUGACAACACGUUAUCCUGAAAUUGUACUUGAAGCAAUCAGAAAAAAUAGCCAUGCCGUGCGAUAUGUUGCCAAGAGAGUAUUAUACGACAAACAAUUCUUGUUGAAGCUUGUCAAACUUGGAUGCAACCAUGUUCUACAAUAUGCAGCAAGACAAUUUACUCAGGACAAGGAAUUUGUGUUACAAGCUGUGAAACACGACGGCCUUGUUGUAUCAUGUUACGAUUUCGUUUUUUCUUCUGACAAGGAAAUCAUGUUAGAAGCAGUUAGGAAUAAUGGAUGUGCAUUGAAGUAUGCAAGUCGUGAAUUGAGAAAAGAUCCAGAGCUUGUGUGGGAAGCUCUUAAAUGUCAUGGUUACGUUUUAAAGUAUAGUGAUGAAUUAUUUCAAGUGAGAAUGGAUCAUUGUUAUUAUGGUGCUUAUUUAGGCAAAACCGAACAGUGUUCACCAAAAACCAAACCGCAAUCAAAACAAGUACAUGAUGACAUGAAAAUGAUUAUGGUCGAUGGAUGUUCAAAUGACACGAUGAACGACGAUUCUCGUUAG